AUGUAUCUAUCUUCACUAGGAUCAUGUAACCCUGCGUUUUUGUCUUCUUCAUUGCAGUGCUGCCAUGUUGUAAUCAUUUGGUACACUUUGAGUGGCUUGGUGAUGGUCAAAGGUGGGCUAGUGGCAACCUACAGCAAUGGGCCUAAAUCGGGAACGAAUUUGAGCACCAAGAAGAGAAAGCGGUGGAGAGAAGCUGGUGAUGAUGGUGAUGCAGAGGAUGAUGAUGAACUCUGCAAACAACAUGUUACAGGAGCCUUUGCUCUAACCUUGAAAGAAGUUUGA
Molecule: messenger RNA, 282 nt
Organism: Microthlaspi erraticum
Lineage: Eukaryota; Viridiplantae; Streptophyta; Magnoliopsida; Brassicales; Brassicaceae
Source: the annotation of a GenBank genome assembly